UGUACGCCGGAAGUGCUGGUUUACGCUGCUUUGAAUUUACGGUCCUCUUCUCGCUUGGGGACGCUGCGUCUUUUGAAGUCUAAACAACGAAAGACGCUCGUUUAAAGUUCUGUAAUGUCGGGACGAUGGUUUGCUGCUCUGCUGGCUGUGGUGGUUGGAGUUUACCUGCUGCCGUCCCCCAUAGACCCCCGGCCUCACACUCUGAAGGGGCCGCCUCCGGCCCUCGAGGGGCCGCUGGCUGUCAACACCCGGCUGCAGAGGGGCCGCAGACUGUUCACGGGAAAACUCCACGGACCAGAAUCCUUUACCGCUGAUGAUGAAGGUAACGUGUACACAGGAACUGUAGACGGGAAGCUGUGGAGGAUCGGUCCUGAUGACAGCCUCACCUUCAUCACACACACGGGACAGAACCUACCAGAAUGUGGCAGCAGCACAGACUAUGAGCCCGUGUGCGGUCGUCCUCACGGCAUCCGUCUGGACCACCGCGGUCAGCUGAUCGUUGCAGACUCUUACUUUGGGCUUUACAGCGUCGACCCCCAAACGGGAGAGAAGACCCUGCUGGUGGGCAGYUCUGAGGGUGCAGACGGCGUCCCCUUUGCCUUCCUGAACGGCCUGGAGAUUUCCUCUCAAACUGGGGUCAUUUAUUUCACGGACUCUUCCAGUCGCUGGGGGCGCAGACACGUCAGACUGGAGGUUCUGGAGCUGAACAGCCUCGGCCGUCUCCUCUCCUACCAUCCUCAGACAGGAAGUGUGACGGUGCUGCUGGACUCUCUCUACAUGCCUAACGGCGUGGCCCUGUCCCCCGACGAGAGCUUCCUGCUGCUGGCUGAGACCAGCCUGGCCCGCAUCCUGAGGUACUGGCUGAAGGGCCCGAAGGCCGGCACCAAGGAGGUGGUCCUGGACAACAUGAUCGGUUACCCUGACAACAUCCGCCUCAGCGACCACGGGACGUUCCUGGUUGGCAUCACGACGCCUCCCUUCCUGGACCUGACGGCUCCGUACCCGGCUGUCAAACGCUUCCUGGUCAAGGUUCUUCCUCUGAGCUGGUUCAACGCCCUGCUGCCAUAUUAUGGUCUGGUUCUGGAGCUGGGACUGGACGGGGACAUCGUGGGGACCCUUCACGACCCUGAGGGACGCCUAACAUGGGCCAUCAGUGACGUCUUCCAGCACCGAGGCAGAACCUACCUGGGCAACACAGACCUGCUGUUCCUGCCUGUCCUGGACARCUGAGGGACAGAAACGCGACUUUUUUUUUAACGUUUUCUUUGACAAACGAAUCCCGGAGGAGAAGUAACCAGAACUGACAAUGUUUAUUUAAUGUGGAAACAGGACAUCAUUUUAGUUCCUGAAGAAUAGUUUUAUUUUGAAAUGUUGUGGAAAAGCUGAGCUCAGAUUAACAGGUAAUGUUUUAAAAUGACUGCAGACGUGUCCAAAUAUUGUUUUUAUGCUUUUAAAAGGAAACAUUGCAGUUUUUUUUGUCCAAACUAACAUGAAAGUUCUCCAGGACACUUUCCUGCAGCUUUCUCUGCUCCAACAGGAUUCCUCUGCUUUACACAAAAUGAGUCUUAACAGUUUACUUGUAAACAUUUAAACUGGUGACAAGAUGUGAACAUGUGGUGUCACUUAAACCUUUAUUAGAACAAAUACAUAAAGUUAAAUAACAGUUCAGACAGAUUUCAAAGUGCAGCAGUGAAUUAAAACAAAAAUGAUCAGUUUAA
Molecule: messenger RNA, 1718 nt
Organism: Austrofundulus limnaeus
Lineage: Eukaryota; Metazoa; Chordata; Actinopteri; Cyprinodontiformes; Rivulidae
Product: adipocyte plasma membrane-associated protein
Exons: 9
Coding region: 115-1230 (371 amino acids)
Cellular component (GO): endomembrane system
Molecular function (GO): hydrolase activity
Source: RefSeq, a predicted model, not a curated record